CACCGCGGGGUCAAAGCGUUUCCGGCGGUGACCUGCCGUCAGCUCGCAGUCUUUCUGGACGCCUGGCCCAUCCCGGUCACAACAGACAUGAGUUUGUUACGGCUCUGAUGGCGGUCUGGGCGGAGUUUGUGCAUCAUGAUCUGGUGCACAUCGCUAGCGGCGCGCCAGGUGACGGCGGAGCCACCUCGUGUUGCCGUGACGGAGCCCGUGAGCCUCACUGCCUGCCCAUUCUGUCGCCCGGUCACUGCCAGGAGUAUGUGCGGUCACUGUCCUCACUGCAGAUGGGAUGCCACCUCGGCCCACGUGAGCAGAUGAACCUGGCGACCUCCUUCCUGGACGGAAGCGGCCUGUACGGCACCACCAAGCAGUCGGCGCACCGGCUGCGGUCCCUGAGCCGGGGACAGCUCAAGUUGAACGCCGAUGGAACUCUGCCGCGUGGGGAUGAUACGCCGUGCAGGAGCAAGGAGAGCGGCUGCCCCCUGGCUGCCGACCCACGCGCCAACUCACACUCAGCAAUCAGUGCCAUCUACGCCCUGUUAGCCCGCGAGCACAACCGCAUAGCGGCUCAGCUGUCUGAGACGAACCCGCACUGGGGAGACGAGAGGACCUACCAGGAGACCCGGAGGUUGAUCAUUGCUCAGCUGCAGCACAUCACCUUCAAGGAGUUUGUGCCGGCUGUGCUGGGACAGGAGGUGACCAAGUUUUUCGACCUGGAGCUGCUGUCUGCCGGCUUCCACCAGCACUACUCGAUGGAUGAGUACCCUGGCGUGUCUAACGCCGCUGCUAGCACGGCGCUCAAGUUUUACCUGGCCCUGCUACCGGGCUAUCUGCAGUACAUCAAUGUGAACGGAGAGGCGGAGGGCGAGGCUCCCCUCUCUGCCUCGUUCUUCGCUCCGUUUGACCUGUACAAGGAGGGUCGUCUGGAGCAGGUGCUGCUCGGUCUGACUGGAAGUCAGGCGUCGCAGGGAGACUCCAUUACCGAGCAGCUGACUGAUGCCCUGGGCCUGGACCUGGCCGCCGACACCAUCCAGCAGGCGCGUGACCACGGCGUGGCCGCCUACACCCAGUGGCGUCAGCUGUGUGGCCUGCCUCCGGUCACCCAGUUCCGUGACCUCAACACCACCAUGGCGCCCAGCAAGAUCGAUAUGCUGAGGAGCAUGUAUCGGUCCCCUGCCGACAUUGACCUAUUCGUGGGCGGCGUGCUCGAGUCUCCUGUGGAGGGCGCCGUGGUGGGACCGACCUUCGCCUGUCUGCUGGGCCAGCAGUUCCAGCUGGUCAGGCAGACAGAUCGGUUCUGGUUUGAGAACGAGGUGCCCCCGUCGGCCUUCACCAAAGAGCAACUGUACCAGAUUCGCAAGUCUAGCAUGGCCCGACUGUUCUGUAACAACAUCGAUGGAGUGAGGGAGCUGCCGCCCAACGUAUUCCUCAAGCAGGACCCCUUCCUGAACGCACCCGUUCUGUGCGACAUGCUACCGUUCCUGGACCUUUCGGCCUGGAAAUCGGCCCGUUCAGGAGUGCUGAUCCCUGACGAUGUGUUUGGAGAUGUUGUCAGCAAGGCCAAGAUGGAUCUGGAGAGACGCAGAAAUGAGGAGAGGAUUCUUACCGAGCUGAAACUGAACGCCGACCCCAAGUCGUCUCUGGGCACGGCGUACGCCUUCAGUCGCCCCAACAAGCAGGCGGUGCUGCUAUCCAACACAUCGCUGAUUCUCGAGUACGCCUCUGGAGAAUUCAUGUCCACCGUCUUCUCCAAAUCUGGCAACUCUCGUAUCAAGCGUCAGCUGGUGAAUCUGUCCAACCAGCUGUCUGGUAACCCUCAGACGGUGCAGGGUUUCAGUACGAGCCUGCGUCAGUUCGACGUGUCCAAUCUGGUGUCCCAGGUGCCCAUCAUUGACCAGUGCAGAGCGGACGAGGAGACCGUGCCAUGUGACCCGGCUGCACCGUACCGCACCUACUCGGGCUACUGUAACAACCUGGCCAACCCCAACUUUGGCAAAUCGGUGACGCCUCAGCACCGGCUCCUGCCCGCUCAGUAUGACGACGGUAUCAGCCGCCCCCGUCAGCGUUCGGUCACUGGCGUGCCCCUGCCCUCUCCCCGUCUCAUCUCCACCACUCUGCACGAUGACGUCAGCAACCCCCACUCGCGCUACACCAUGUUCCUCAUGCAGUUUGGACAGUUCCUCGACCACGACAUCAGCAUGACGCCCAUCAAUAAGGGUUUCGGCGACUCGAUCCUCAACUGUCGCGACUGUGACUCGGCCAACCGGGUACACCCGGAGUGCUGGCCCAUCAGUGUACCCCAGAACGACCCCUACUUCCCUCCGGUCAACGUCAGCAGCGGCAGGCCCUUCUGCAUCGCCUUCACACGCUCUCUGCCCGGACAGCAAACUCUCGGCCCUCGUGAGCAGAUCAACCAGAACACGGCCUACCUGGACGCGUCCCAUAUCUACGGCCAGGAUCAGUGCGAGGCGCGCAGUCUGCGUCAGUUCCAGGGCGGCCGUCUCAUCACCACCCCCCACCCUGUGCGCGGGAAGGGUCUGCUGCCCACCACCAGGGACAACAAGGAGUGCAGGGCACCGUCCGGAUCCUGCUUCGCUGCUGGUGAUAACCGUGCCUCGGAACAGGCCGGUCUGGCUACUCUGCACGUGAUCUGGAUCCGCGAGCACAACCGUGUGGUGGCGGAGCUGGCCUCCAUCAACCCGCACUGGGAUGACGAGAAGCUGUACCAGGUGGGCCGUAAGAUCGUGACUGCCGUCUGGGAGCACAUCACCUACAACGAGUUCCUGCCGCGCAUCCUCGGCUGGAACGCCAUGCAGCUAUACGACCUCCGUGUCGGCACCGAGGGAUUCUUCAAGGGCUAUGACGACACAUGCAGCGCUGCCGUGCUGAACGAAUUCUCAUCGGCCGCAUUCCGCUUCGGGCACUCUCUGAUCCGGCCUAAGCUGUUCCGCAUGGGCGUCAAUUUCGGCGAGCGCAACCCGCACAUCCAGCUGCGAAACAGCUUCUUCAACUCGGACAUGCUGUUUGACGUUCAGAUGGUCGACGAGAUCAUGCGCGGCCUGGUCAACACGCCGAUGGAGAACCUGGACAACUUCAUCACCUCGGAGGUCACCAAGCAUCUGUUUGAGGAGCGCGGUCAUCCGUUCUCGGGGCUCGAUCUCGUCUCGCUCAACAUUCAGAGAGCUCGUGACCACGGUCUGCGACCUUACAACGAGUACCGUGCCAUCUGUAACCUCAAGAAGGUGACCACCUUUGACGAGCUCUCCCGGGAGAUUCCUCAGCGACUCAUCAACAAGAUGAAACAGGUAUACGCCAGUGUGGACGACAUUGACCUGUUCACGGGAGGUCUGAGUGAAACCCCACUCCAGGGAGGUCUGGUCGGACCGACAUUCGGCUGCAUCAUCGGACUGCAGUUCAGAUUCCUCAAGAAGUGCGACAGGUUCUGGUACGAGACGGAAGAGCCCUCGAUCCGGUUCACUGAGAAACAGCUGGCCGAGAUCCGCAAGGUGACCAUGAGCCACAUCAUGUGCCAGAACUGUGACGAGGUGGACGCGCUACAGAGGGCGCUGUUCGACAUGCCGCACGACUUCCUGAACCCGCGGAUCGCGUGCCGCUCCAUGCCGCGGAUGAACUUUGACCUGUGGAAGGAGGGCAACAACGGCGGCGGCCAGUGCAACGUCAACGGCGUCUCCUUCAGCAGAGGCACCACCAUCAGCAUCAGCCCGUGUACCCGCUGCUCCUGCUCCAACGGGCAAACCAACUGCCAGAGUGUUCGUGUGACCAGCUGCCAGCAGCUGGCGCAGCAGCACGGCCGGAACACGGUCCUCGCCGACACCUCCUGUCGCGUCCAGUGCCUUUCUGAGCUGGGAGGCGGCAGCGCCGGAGCUAGCGGCAGCGGCAGCAGCGGUGGAGUCCGACCGUCAUCAGGUCUCAGUCCUCCCCGGCCGGUCGCUCCAGCCCCCGCCCCCGCCCCCGCCCCGGUGGCUCCUCCCCAGUUCCAGCCGCCGCCGCCCCAGCAACAGCAGGGUGGCUUCCAGCCGGCCGCUCCGCAGUUCCAGCCGCCGCCGCCGCCGCCGCCACCCCAGCAGCCCACGCGUGGGAGGCCCUUCCGCGGUGGUGGGCCGUUUGGAGGAAUUGGACUUGGUCUGCAGGGCCUCGGAAGGCUGUUUGGUCUGUAAGCAGGCUCACACCUGAGGCCAUCGAAUGAUGAGCGAGCGAACACUGAACUCAUGUGAUCGACAUAGAAAUUAAGCCGUUCGGAUGAGAAUCGUCAAACACGGGCGAACGGACGAGCGGAAGGACCAAGCUCGGAUGAUCCAUGUGACACGGGUAAAGGUUAUCCGCCCGUUUUUUGGUCGCUAACACGGUCACAUAUCCGUCCGAGCGGUGGAUAAAAGGACGACGGAGCUGUGAAAGUUGACGAGCGAGCUGGGACGGACCAGUCAAUGAAUCGGAAGCGGAUUACGAUGAAUUACGCGUUGGAUGACGAGCGAGAAGAUAACGAAAGAUAAUGGAGAGGCGUCAGUGUUGGUACGACGGACUUGACUUUGCGUUCGCGGAGGAGCGUCCAAUUCGUCGGCCGUCGCAAAACGGUCAGCUCUAGAACCGAGCGAAACCGAACGAGUUUUCAGGGACAGGCGUCACCAGCCAAUGAGCGCGCGUGAGAGUAGCAUUAAGGCGGUUUUAGUUGGUCGCCGCUGCCGCAAACACGCACCACGGACACAUUAUUAAUGCUCAACUAUUGUGAUAGCUGUGGGGGCGUUCGGUGCGGACGCUUGCGGUGCGUUCUGUGCGGACGCUUGCGGUGCGUUCGGUGCGGACGCUUGCGGUGCGUUCGGCAAGGGCAGGAGUGAGAAGGAAGUGUGGGUGAUUUUGUCUGCCGCUGCCGUCCGGUUAAGCUGUGGUUGUGUCGUUUAUUUGUUGCCUGUUUAGCGGUUGCCAGGUGUGAGUUGUGUUGCCAGAUGUGAGAUGUGCUGCCAGGCGGAUGUCGACCGGUGUAAACGCUGCCAGUUUUAAAGGUUACCAUUUGAGCCUUGCAAACUGCCACUGGGUGUAUUGUGUUCGCUGUUGGCGCGAACAGCGAUUUUUCCGCGAGCAGUGUCCCGUGUACUAACGUAUGUGCCAGUUGUGGUAUGGCCGAUAAAAUAAGAGCGCUUUUCAAGCGCAGCUGAAAUUUUUUUUUGCGACGACUUUUAGGAAUGCGAUCUGAAUAUUUAUUUGUAAGUUGAACUCUAUUUUAGCUUUUAUAUUGAUACCUCGUUGUGUAUGUGCUGCCACAAUAUCAGCUGGUAAUACACUACUCUUGUAUGCG
Molecule: messenger RNA, 5308 nt
Organism: Amphibalanus amphitrite
Lineage: Eukaryota; Metazoa; Arthropoda; Thecostraca; Balanomorpha; Balanidae
Product: peroxidasin homolog pxn-1-like
Exons: 25
Coding region: 108-4175 (1355 amino acids)
Biological process (GO): response to oxidative stress
Molecular function (GO): heme binding; peroxidase activity
Source: RefSeq, a predicted model, not a curated record